Plasmodium vinckei vinckei is the source of this 783-nucleotide messenger RNA. RefSeq names its product conserved Plasmodium protein, unknown function. The transcript has 10 exons. The coding region runs from base 1 to 783 and encodes 260 amino acids. Lineage: Eukaryota; Apicomplexa; Aconoidasida; Haemosporida; Plasmodiidae. The record is from RefSeq and is a predicted model, not a curated record.
AUGAACAAAUCUAUUAUUGUAUUUCUCGCUCUGGCUUUGUAUGUUACGACACUUUUAGCCACACAAAGGGAAAGGAAUAUUAAUAAUCAUUUUACAAAUGAAACUGAUGUAGAUCCACAAAUAGUUAUUGCUAUGAAUAAACCCUCCAUUAUGAAUAACUUCAAUACUUAUGAAAAUAAUGAGGAUCAAAUGAACGAAGAAAAAGCUAAGGCAGAAAAUUUUAUAAGGGCCGCGAAGGAAUUCCUACAUAUAAUCGAAGAAAAUAAAAAUGAAUUACUAGGAUAUAACAUAGCUAAGGAGCUUGGUUUAGAAAUUAAAACCGAAAUUAUGAAUGGAAAUGAUGAAAAUGUUUUAAAAUUAUUAUUAAAUAAUAAAAAUGAUGAAUUACAAAACACAAAACCAGGUGUCGCACCUGUAAUAGUAAUGCUGCCCCAACCCUUAUCUAAUGAGGAAUUGCUUUACUACAAUAAUUACAACAUUUUCAAGAAAAAUGUUAAAAACACAAAUAAUUUAUUAUUGAAAGUUUCCUAUUUGGAAAAAUUAGCAAAAAUUAAAAGUAUAAACAAAAACGAAGCUAUUGAUGAAUUAGAACAAACAGCAGAGACUAUAGAAAGGUGCCUAUCACGGAAGCAAGCUAUUGAAGACAAAUUGGAGGAAAUACUACAUGCCGAUUAUCAGAUGAACAACAAAAACAUUAAACGGUUGAAAGGCGAAAGGAACUUUUUAAAUAUCAAAAUAAAUGUUUUGAAACAAAAGACCAAGAAAUUACAUCUUGUGAAUUAA